Molecule: messenger RNA, 2176 nt
Organism: Plectropomus leopardus (leopard coralgrouper)
Lineage: Eukaryota; Metazoa; Chordata; Actinopteri; Perciformes; Serranidae
Source: RefSeq, a predicted model, not a curated record
AUGUUGAUUCAGUGGACGCAGAUGGACUCCGGACAGGUGACCGGGGUUUACGCAGAGGUCAGCUGCGUCCCCGCGCCUGUUUCUGCCCGCGUGAGUGAGGAGCAGCAGCCGGAGGUCCGGAUAUACACCGUCACUACAGAGUGGAGUCAGAGCGACCUCGUCCGCGGCUCCAGACUUCGCUACUCGCAGCAGUGGACUCUGAUCACCGACAGCAACGACCGCAAGAACAUCAGGACUGUCCUCCCACCAGGGCCCUGUGCACCUGUGUCUGGAGAGUUACUGAGUGAACUCUCUCCCGUUCGAGGCCAGAGGGCUGUUGUCAGGGAAACAAGUGGCCACCAGCUCCUCGAGAUUUGGGACCACCAUGGCCUCAGGAAAUGUCUCAACCUGACUGCUCUCAACAAACACGGCAGAGUUUACGAUGACGCCCAGUUUGGCUGUCUGUCGUGGUCAGAGUGUGAGAACAAACUGCUCUAUGUUGCUGAGAAGAUGAAGAAUGCAUCAAUAGGAACACACGAGGGGGAAUCUGCAUGCAGAAAGGACAGGAGUGUGUACUGCGAAGACUGGGGCGAGGCUCUGACCAAUAAGAGCGUUCCAGUGAUUUGUGUGGUGAAUCUGCAGAGCGGCUCCGUCAGCAUGCUGCAGGACGUCCUGCCUGACGUCUCACCGGGACAGGCUUUAUGGGCUCCUGGGAGUCAAUCAGUGUUUUUCGUUGGUUGGUACCAUGAACCAUUCAGACUCGGACUGAAGUUCUGCUCCAACCGCAGAUCAUCGUUAUUCAAGCUCGACCUGGAUGGAAACUGUGAGUGUUUGUCUGGGGACAACCUGUCGGUGUCCUGUCCCAGGCUGAGCCCAGACGGGUCCACACUGAUCUACCUGCAGGGUCGAGUGUUCGGUCCUCACAACCAGUGCCUCAGUCUGCAGCAGUUGGACCUGAAGAGCAGGAAUACAUCGACACUGCUGGAUGUUGUCAACAGACCACAGAGUGGUGAGUUUGCAGGUGUGUAUGAGGCUCUGCCAUCCUGCUGCUGGUCUGCAGACAGUCAGAGAGUGGUGUUCAGCAGCGCCCGCAGAAACUGGAAGGAUCUCUAUAUGGUCGACAGAAGAUCAAACAAAGUCACCUCCCUCUCUGAUAGUCUCUCUGAUCUUUCCAAAGUUUAUGGCAGCUGGAAGCUGCUGACAGUCCAGAAAGACCUGAUGGUUGUCUGCUGCUCCAGCCCUAACACACCUCCCACGCUGAGAGUGGGUUUCCUCCCAUCAGCAGGUGAGGCUGUAACCUGGCGAACCCUGCAGCAGCCCAUCAUGACCUUCGACUCUCACUGGACAGUUCUAGAUGUUACACCUCCGCCAGAGGAGGACAACACACACUACUCUGGGUUAGACUUCGGGGCUGUUCUGGUUAAACCGUCUCGUCCUCUCCAAGAAACCAAGAUGCCUCUGGUUGUCUUCAUCCAUGGUGGCCCCCACUCUCAGUUCCCAGCAGAGUGGAACUGCACCACAGCUGGACUGACUGAACUUGGCUUUGCUGUGCUCAUGGUAAAUUACCGUGGUUCCACUGGGUUCGGGCAGGACAGCAUUUUGUCCCUGAUCGGUCAGAUAGGAAGCCAGGAUGUAAAAGAUGUGCAGACAGCCGUGCUUACGGCACUGCAGAGGGACAGCACCCUUGACCCCGAAAGGUUGGCUGUGUUUGGUGGUUCUCACGGGGGUUUCCUGUCUUGUCAUCUGGUUGGUCAGUACCCAGAGUUCUACAAAGCGUGUGCGGCCAGGAACCCUGUCAUCAACGCUGCUACUUUACUGGGCACCAGUGACAUAGUAGACUGGCGUUACACCAGUGUGGGACUGCAGUACUCCUAUGACCAGAUACCCACUGCUGAGGCCCUGGCUGCUAUGUUAGAGAGGUCACCCAUCACACAUGCUGCUCAGAUCAAAGCUCCAGUGUUACUGAUGCUGGGGGGCAGAGACAGGCGAGUGUCUCCUCACCAGGGUCUGGAGCUCUAUAAAGCACUGAAGAGCAGAGCUUCACCUGUCAGAUUAUUGUGGUUUCCAGAAGACGGACAUUCUCUGUCCAGAGUGGACACACAGGCCGACUGCUUCCUCAACACAGCGCUGUGGCUGCACCAGCAUCUCUGACACACACACACACACACGCACACACUCACACACAAACAAACACAUA